Messenger RNA from Lolium rigidum, 1578 nucleotides. RefSeq names its product chaperone protein dnaJ 15. The transcript is spliced from 12 exons. The record is from RefSeq and is a predicted model, not a curated record. NCBI's taxonomy places the organism in Eukaryota, Viridiplantae, Streptophyta, Magnoliopsida, Poales, Poaceae. Bases 147 to 1373 code for a protein of 408 amino acids.
AGGAGGGAGUAGAAGGGAACGGAAAUUCUCUUCGGACCGAUACUUCUUGCGCACCCCUCUCUCUCCGUCUCACCGUCCGUAUCUUUUUCUUGGUAUAUUGGAGGCGACGAGAUCUGGCCGCCCUCGCGUGAGGGUUUUGCCGCCUGAUGGCUUCGUCGGGAAAGAUGGAGGGGCCGUCGGCGCCAGCGCUUCGGCGGGACCCAUACGAGGUGCUCUCCGUAUCAAGGGACUCCUCCGACCAGGAAAUCAAGUCUGCCUAUCGCAAGCUCGCGCUCAAGUAUCACCCGGACAAGAAUGCUAGCAACCCAGAAGCGUCAGAUCUCUUCAAAGAAGUUGCAUAUUCAUACAGUAUCCUUUCAGAUCCUGAGAAACGAAGGCAAUAUGAUACUGCUGGUUUUGAGGCGUUGGAAAAUGAAGGAAUGGAUAUGGAGAUUGAUUUGUCCAAUCUUGGAACUGUCAACACAAUGUUUGCUGCACUUUUUAGCAAGCUUGGAGUUCCAAUCAAGACCACGGUAUCUCCUACUGUUCUCGAAGAAGCUAUGAAUGGAACAGUUACAGUGCGACCACUCCCAGUUGGGACAUCAGCUACGGGAAAGGUUGAAAAACAAUCUGCUCAUUUUUUUGGUAUAACAAUAAGUGAAGAACAAGCUCAUUUAGGAAUAGUUAUUAGAGUUGCCUCUGUUGCACAAAGUAAAUUUAAGCUUCUUUUUUUCGAACACGAAGUUAGUGGAGGCUAUGGACUAGCUCUGCAGGAAGAUAGUCAGAAGACUGGCAAGGUGACAUCUGCUGGCAUGUAUUUCUUGCACUUUCAAGUGUACCGUAUGGACUCGACAGUGAAUGCGUUGGCAAUGGCUAAGGAUCCCGAGGCUGCGUUCUUUAAAAGAUUGGAAGGUCUCCAACCUUGUGAAGUGUCGACUCUCAAACCCGGAACUCAUAUAUUUGCUGUAUAUGGUGACAAUUUUUUCAAGCCAGCUAGCUAUACAAUUGAAGCAAUGUGUGCAAAGAGUUAUGAAGAGACAACGGAGAGGCUAAAAGAGAUAGAGUCUAAAAUUCUAGAGAAAAGAAAUGAUCUGCGCCAGUUCGAAACGGAGUACAGAAAAGCUUUGGCACGGUUUCAGGAAGUGACCACCAGAUAUACGCAGGAAAAAGAAGCGGUUGAUGAUAUGUUGAGAGAAAGGGAUGACAUCCACUCUGCGUUCACAACAGAACGAACUAUCCUGAGCUCUGUUGGGCCUUCUAGCAGCAGCAGUAGAUAUCCAGCUGAGCAGAGCAGAACCGAGAGUCCUGAGAAUGGUAACAUAGACGGCAGAGACAAAUCGAGCAAAAAGAAGUGGUUUAAUCUAAAUCUAAAUAGAUCAGACAAGAGAGCCUGAAAUUUUUAUCAUUCAUCUAUAUCAGCAUGUGCGCCCCAAUAUUGUACAUUAAGCAUUGUGUCUUGUGAGCUGUACCCUUGUUCUUGGAUUUUUGUAGCAUAACAGUUUUGAGUAAAAUCAUGUAUGCAUUAUACUGAGUACUCAGAAAGGUGUCAGGCCUUUCCCACAUACCUCAAGAUUUAAAUGCCAUUUCUUUGUACGUUCA